Molecule: messenger RNA, 5045 nt
Organism: Heterobilharzia americana
Lineage: Eukaryota; Metazoa; Platyhelminthes; Trematoda; Strigeidida; Schistosomatidae
Source: the annotation of a GenBank genome assembly
ACCUUGGGGGUUUGUAUUGGUUUAUUCCCAGUUCUGACGGAUAAAUUCCAGUUCUUACUGUUCAUGUUUUCUCCUAAAUGGUCUUUAUAGAAUACAUUUUGCACUUUGAAAUUUGAGGGUGUGCGAAGUAUUUUAGACAUCUUUAAAAUCUGAAUCACCUUUUAUUCCUUCACUUGGUUGUUACAAAAGAAUGCUAUGGGCUCUACGUUUCAUCAAAUCAACUUAUCAGGCUGGUGCGGCACAACUGGCGAUCCUACUAGCUUGUGGUGUGAUGAGUCUUUGGAAAACCCUGACAAUAUGUUAGGGCACUGUAUUUGUUACACAAGCACUCCAAGUUCUUUUUCUACCACAUCCGGAAGUACAUCUUAUUCACGUGACCUCUACACAACAUCAAAACAACGUAGCCGAUCAGAAGAGAAGAAUCAUAAAUGUGAUGAUCUAUGUGAUGUAUUCCACAUAGCGAUCAAUCAUUCCCCUCUUAACAGAUGUUUUAAGAAUGUGUCUCCUGUUUAUGAUUCACGUUCUUGUCCUGAAACUAAACUUCAAGAUGGCAUGUUUAAGGAAAUAAACGAUGUUUCAGAAAUAACUCGUCAAAACCACAAACAGGAAGAAGAUUGUAAGCGGAGAAAGCCAUUUCGAAAGUCAUGCUCUUCAUUUUGUUGCAGUGAAGAUUCUGACUCAGUUCCUCCUGCAAUGGCUCUUAUCAAUGUGAAUCGUUUUAAUACGCAAAAUUUAUAUUCUGUUGUACUGAAUGAAAAUAAUAAUGAUAAUAACAAUAAUAAAAACUUAACAGUUCAUAGUGAUCUUAAUGCUGUAUCACAAUUUUCCAACUCAAAAAAAUCUUUUUCCACCUCAAGGAAAUCUCUUCCUGCAAUCCAUCUUGAAUGUGAUCUAGAAAUGAGCAAUAGUAGUGGUACUAGUAGCUUGUCUGAUGGAGCUGUGAUUGUAGAUGAAAUAAAAUGUAUACAAUCUGAUAAAUACCCCAUAGUUUUAUCGAAUGAAUUUAAUAGCCACUGUUUAAAUACUUUACAAUUUGGACAGGCAAGUGCAUCAGCUAGAGAUUCUGGUUUGAGUUCUCAUUCAAGCAAUUCAAUAAAUUAUUCUCCUAAUUCUGCUCAUUUUCAACCUAAAGGCUUGAUUCAUAAAUAUCAACUGAGUCUGUCUCCUACACCUCCACCAAUACCGGCUCAUGCUCCUCAGUCACAGGCCAUGACUGCACUUGUGCAUCGUAACAAAAGAGAUUUUUCGAAUAUUACAAUCCCAGUAUCGUGUGGAAAUGACUUAUCAAGAUGUACAUGCCCUAUAAAUCCAAGUAAUCGAGCUUCUGUAAAUAAAGUAAAUGGUACAACUAUUCGACUGCACUACCAUGACAAUGAACAGAGAAUAUGUUCAGAAUUAAAAGACAAUCAACACCACAAACAGCUUGAUGAACAGAAUAUUGACUCUUCUUUAUCACCUAUAUGGAAACGGAAAUUAAACAGUUCAACAAUGGAAUUGAAACCUUUACUAACUGAAAAGCUACCAGUGGUUACUUCAUCACCACCUAUUAGAAUAGAAAAUGAGGAGGGAAACAAAAGACAAGAAAACUUAAUAAUUGAUUUUCAUCAUGAAAACCUUGUAGAAAAUGAUAAACAGCAUAAUGUAAACCAUUGUUCACUUCUUGACAAUUCUAUUACAGAGGAUACUUGUACAUUAUGUACACUUAACUGGCAAUUUUAUUUAUCACAGCCUAGCAGUUUUCCAUUUAAUAAAGUGAUAUGUUCAAAUGAAAAUAAUACAUGGUAUUUUUUAAAACAUGAUUAUUUUCUCAAAACUACAAUACACUUGUACAAAUCUGAUCAUUGUUACAAUUGUCGUAGGCAUAUUUAUGCUGUUGGUGUAAAUUUGUUUAACAGAAAUCCUUUGAGAGGUCUCAAAUUUUUGUCAAAAUAUAAUUUCAUAAAAUUAUCUUCUAGUAAAGAAAUUUCUCAAUUUCUUCAAAAUAAUUCUGAUCUGUGCCGUUCAAAAAUUGGAGCAUUUCUUGGUCUCCCUCCCAGUGAAGGAAUCAAUCCAACUGAAGUAACAAUGAUUCUUCUGAAGUCUCUAAAUAUUUCAGGUUUGGAAGUGGAUGAAGCUUUACGCCUGGUUGUACAUCGAUUUGGUAUGCCGGUGGAAUCACAAGAAAUUGAUCGUUUACUACAGUGUAUUUCUGAAUAUUAUCAUACAGUCCGUUGGGCGUCCACUUCAUUCACCCCAUCAAAAAUUUGUCCGAAUUUAAACAGUCAUCCUGUAAAAAUUCUACCAGCUCCAAUCACUGUAGAUCAAUUAACGCUAAUAUUUUAUGCUGUUCUUCUACUACAAACUAGUCUUCAUAAUGUCAAUGCUGCAAAAUCAAGUUUAGGCAAACAGAAUGUUAAUCAGUUUAUAAAAAAUGUACAUGAUCUUUUAUUUAAUCAACCAACAUCAUCAUGGCCGUCAUCUUCAACUAUACCAAAUGAUAGUGAUAGACAAGAGUCAUCAGUUAAUGGUUAUUGUAAUAAUACAGUGGAAGCAAGGAGAAUAUUUUCUAAUCGUGCUCUGACUGAAAUAUAUCAUCGUAUUAAAGCAAGACCACUUGUACCAGGCCCUGACCAAACAGAAAUUGUUCGACAUAUAUCCAAAGCAAUGGGAAAUCUUAAUGAGCUGAAAGUUUUUGGUGGUGAAUCAACUUCAAAUGUAUUCGAGUUGGUGGAAUCACACCGUAGAUUGGUUUGUUAUUGCACUGUUAUACAUAUUGUACAAAACCAGCCUCCCAAGAAAGAAACCAGUCUUCUUAGACACUUAUUUGUUUUCAAUGAUUUGAUAAUCAUUGCUAAGGAUGCAUCAUCAAAACACGUCUGUUGUCGGCGAUCAGUCUUCGACAAGUCAAAACAAAGGCAAAAAUCAAUUGAUAAUGUAUUGUCUAUUCAUUGUAAAUAUGAUGGAUUUCUUCAACCACCUGUAGAUUUAUUCAUCAAUAAUUGUAGUGAAAAGCAAAAACUAAAUACUACCGAGUUGAAAUCAUUAACUUGUAUUCAACCUACAGUCAAUUGUGUUCCAUAUGGUAGAAGAAGUAGAUCGAAAAAUGAUAUGAUUGGUCGAAAGGCAUCCAAUCGUAGUCAAUUUUCUCGCACACGUUUGAUUGCUUUAUUUGCUAUUUCAUUGGUUCAGUGUAAAAUUCGCCCGUUUAAAACUGAUGUGUAUAAUUAUGGAGUGGAGUUUUGGAGCUUUCCAAAAGAAAAUCCCCUAGAUAUAAAUCCUGGUAAUUUAAUCAACACUGGACGACCUGAACAAUUGGUUAUUAUUGCUGCUUUAACUAAAAAUGACUAUCAUAAUCUAUUAACAGAUUUAUUUCAAGCACUAUGUGAAACAAAUCAUGUUCAAAUGGAAUUUAAUUGAAUAUUGAUCAAAUAUUUUAUUAGUAAUAAUUGUAGAAAAGAUUACAUAUUCAUUUAUAUAUUUUCAUUAAUCUUUUCUCUUUUUCUUCCAAUAUAAUUGUGUUGAUCUUAUUCCUAUAAACUUUAGAGGUGUUAUUUCAAAUACAUUCCAGAUUAGAGUAUAUCGAAUGGCUUACAGGAUUAUGUCAUUCAUGAUUUAUUAUAUGAUGAAUGUUAUUUAAGUUGAUAGGAGUUGACAGUAUGAAAAAGAUAUCACUUGUUCUAUUCAUUCUUUACAUGAAAACUUAUAAAAUUUCCUCUUUAACAUCUUAAAAAUUCUUCGAUAAAUAGAUGAAUAGAUUAUACAUCUGUUUGACUAUUUUCUUUCAUAUCUUUAUAUAAACUAACUAUAAAGUUGAUCUCAUUAAGCGAAGUAAUAAUAAUAAUAAUAACUAUGAAGUAUUAAUCAUAGUACCGAUUAAAUUCAUUCAUCUGUAUAUUGGUUUUCAAAGAAUAGAUCUUCAAUUAACAGAUUUGAAAUUCUCUUUUUUGUUAUUGUUUGCUUGUUUCUUUGGUUUAUCUUGUUUUGUUCAUUUUGACGUUUUCAUUACUCCAUUAAACUGUCUUAGUGCAAGAAACAAUAUAUAUAUAUAUAGUAUGUAUAUAGAGAAAUUGAUGAUAAUUUUAUUAAAGUAUAAAUGAAUAGUAUACUUAUUCGUUUAAAUAAUUAUUUAUAUAUUUUUUAAAGUUUAUAGGAAUAAGUUUAUUUAAACAAUUAUUCAGGUUUCAAUGUACUGUGAUUAAAAUUUCUCUCAUUUUUAUAAUUUCAUUCUAUUGAGAUAUUCUCUUUCUUUGUUUUUUUCAUUGAUUUCACUUUAGCUCAAUGACAGUGAAUCAGUACAAAUAUUAUUAUUAUUACUAAUAAUAGUAUUGGUAGUGGUAGUAGUAGUAUUAAUUACUAUUAACUUUACUGUUAUUAUGGUCAUUUGUAUUUUUAUGUUUAAUAGAUUUGAAUGUAAUCAUAAACAAGAGGUUAUUAUUAACCUUUUAUUUCGUAUAAGCAUUACACAUAGAUGAAUACUUAUUAAAUAGUGAUACAGUCUGUGUUUAAUUCAUUUUCUUUCCUCAUCUUUCAUCAAUCUUUAAUUGAAAUAACCAGAGUAUUUCAACUAUUAGAAAAUAAUAAAAUAAAAAAUGAUGUAUGCAUGUUUGACAUAUUUAUUCAUCUAGUUAACUAUGAAUAGGAUAACAUUGUAAAAUAAACUUGUGAAAAGAGAACAAAUUAAAAUAGAAUUGAUGUGAUAAAUGAACUUUUUUUUAGUUAUUUCUAUGUCGAAUUAAUCAACUUUAUCAGUUAUUCUUAAAAUUCAUACUGAUGUACUUAGAAUAAUGAAUUUCUUUAAAUACUCUGAUAUUAUAGAUAAAUGGUGAUGAUUGAAAGUGUAGUGAAAAUUUGGACUGCAGUGACUACCGGGUUUCCUAUCCUAUAUUCGAUUAACUAAGUUAUAAGGCUUGACUGCUGAAUACAUUUUUAUUUCAUUUCAGUUAUUGUUAUAUAUGAUAAAAAGACUAAUUGUUGAAUAAAUUGGCUAAUGAAGAAUCUAUUGAUUUCAAGUUAGACAUUUUUAUAGAUUAUCAUUGAUAAGUGAAACAAUGAAAAAUGAUGGAGUG